CGGCAAUAUGUAGUAGAUAACGGUCGAUACACGAGUCCCACGAGAGUCAUACACGAGUAACUGCACCACCACACCACACACACAAACAAACCACACCAACCACACACAACAGAGGUGAGCGAGGAUGGGUAGGUUAGGUGAAUGGGUAGGGGGGUGGUGUGUGAGUGACGUACCGGUGAAGGCGUGUGUGGAUGCCCUGUCUGUGUCCCACACGCCGCUAGUGAGAAAACCAAACCACCCUGCACCACCACAAUACGCCCACGCAAAAGGAUAGAGGUGAGUGGUGGUAGGCAUGUCAUACAGUGUGUGUGUGAAUGACAUACCGCAUGUGUUGGGUGGUGCUCCACACUGACGGUACCCCAGACCAAACCAACAACACGAUACACAUGGACCUGAACCACCAGAGGCACACAGUAAGUGAGAGGCUGGAUGGGACGCAUCACAUGAGUAGGUGCGUACCAGCUAGACGUAGUCAGUGUGUCUCUGAUGUCCCGAUGUCACCCAUGACCGAUACGCACCACAUCACAACCUGCACGCGCCAUGAGAGGACACACAAGCCAGUAGUGGGUAAGAUCAUGGUCAGUGAGUAGGUGGGAUAGAGUUCCGUACCGAUAUGAGCAGCAUGACGACUGAACAGAGGCAGUCCAAUGCAUGCCAUCACUGACGAAUACCACAGGCACUCUGCAGCCAUGCCAACGUAGGAGAGCGAUGAGUGUCCGUGUAGGAGUAUACAUGUGGUGUGUAUACGUACCUGUAGCAUAGUGCAUGGCACCCAGGGCGAUGGUACGUCGUCAGGCAUGGUCAUG
Messenger RNA from Vitrella brassicaformis, 806 nucleotides. The record is from the annotation of a GenBank genome assembly. NCBI's taxonomy places the organism in Eukaryota, Vitrellaceae.